Molecule: messenger RNA, 2790 nt
Organism: Orcinus orca (killer whale)
Lineage: Eukaryota; Metazoa; Chordata; Mammalia; Artiodactyla; Delphinidae
Gene: FSHR
Product: follicle stimulating hormone receptor
Exons: 10
Coding region: 122-2209 (695 amino acids)
Biological process (GO): follicle-stimulating hormone signaling pathway; male gonad development
Cellular component (GO): membrane
Molecular function (GO): G protein-coupled receptor activity; protein binding; follicle-stimulating hormone receptor activity
Source: RefSeq, a predicted model, not a curated record
GUGACCCUACCAGCUCCCAAGGCAGAUCUCUUCUCACAAGGGCUCGGUGGGGAGCCUCUGAAACCUGUGCCGGUUUUUCUCUGCAGACGCAGGAAGAAAGCAGGUGGAUGCAUAAAUAAACAUGGCCUUGCUCCUGGUGGCCUUGCUCACAUUCCUGAGCUUGGGCGCAGGAUGUCAUCAUCGGAUCUGCCACUGCUCUAACAGGGUUCUCCUCUGCCAGGAGAGCAAGGUGACAGAGAUUCCCUCCGACCUCCCCAGGAAUGCGGUUGAACUGAGGUUUGUUCUCACCAAGCUUCAAGUCAUCCCAAAAGGAGCAUUUUCGGGAUUUGGGGACCUGGAGAAAAUAGAGAUCUCACAGAAUGAUGUCUUGGAAGUGAUAGAGGCAAAUGUGUUCUCCAAUCUGCCCAAACUACAUGAAAUUAGAAUUGAAAAAGCCAACAACCUGCUAUACAUCGACCCUGAUGCCUUCCAGAACCUUCCCAACCUCCGAUAUCUGUUAAUAUCCAACACAGGUAUUAAGCACUUGCCAGCUGUUCACAAGAUUCAAUCUCUCCAAAAGGUGUUACUAGACAUUCAAGAUAAUAUAAAUAUCCACACAGUUGAAAGAAAUUCUUUCGUGGGGCUAAGUUUUGAAAGUAUGAUUCUAUGGCUGAGUAAGAAUGGGAUUCAAGAAAUACACAACUGUGCAUUCAACGGAACCCAACUAGAUGAGCUGAAUCUAAGUGAUAACAAUAAUUUGGAAGAAUUGCCUAAUGAUGUUUUCCAGGGAGCCUCUGGACCAGUCAUUCUAGAUAUUUCAAGAACGAGGAUCCAUUCUCUGCCCAGCUAUGGCUUAGGAAAUCUUAAGAAGCUGCGGGCCAAGUCAACUUACGACUUAAAAAAGCUCCCCAGUCUGGAAGCUUUUGUCACACUCGUGGAGGCCAGCCUCACCUACCCCAGCCACUGCUGCAUCUUUGCCAACUGGAGGCGGCAGAUCUCUGACCUGCAUCCAAUUUGCAACAAAUCUAUCUUCAGGCAAGAAGUCGAUGAUAUGACUCAAGCUAGGGGUCAGAGAGUCUCUUUGGCAGAAGACGAUGAGUCCAGCUACGCCAAACGAUUUGACGUGAUGUACAGUGAACCUGACUAUGACUUAUGCAAUGACGUGGUUGACAUCACUUGCUCCCCCGAGCCAGAUGCAUUCAAUCCAUGUGAAGAUAUCAUGGGGUAUGGUAUCCUCAGGGUCCUGAUAUGGUUCAUUAGCGUCCUGGCCAUCACUGGGAACAUCUUAGUGCUCUUAAUACUGAUCACCAGCCAAUACAAGCUCACAGUCCCCCGGUUCCUUAUGUGCAAUUUGGCCUUUGCCGACCUCUGCAUUGGGAUCUACCUGCUGCUCAUAGCGUCAGUUGACAUCCACACCAAAAGCCAGUACCACAACUACGCCAUUGACUGGCAAACUGGAGCAGGCUGUGACGCUGCCGGCUUCUUCACCGUCUUUGCCAGUGAGCUCUCAGUCUACACCCUGACAGCCAUCACGCUGGAAAGAUGGCACACCAUCACCCACGCCAUGCAGCUAGAACGCAAGGUACAGCUCCGCCAUGCUGCCAGCGUCAUGCUGGUGGGCUGGAUCUUCGCUUGUGCAGUCGCCCUCUUUCCCAUCUUUGGCAUCAGCAGCUACAUGAAGGUGAGCAUCUGCCUGCCUAUGGAUAUCGACAGCCCCUUGUCACAACUGUAUGUUAUGUCCCUCCUUGUGCUCAACGUCCUGGCCUUUGUGGUCAUCUGUGGCUGCUACACUCACAUCUACCUCACAGUGAGAAACCCCAACAUCACAUCCUCCUCUAGCGACACCAAGAUUGCCAAGCGCAUGGCCAUGCUCAUCUUCACUGACUUCCUCUGCAUGGCGCCCAUCUCCUUCUUUGCCAUCUCUGCCUCCCUCAAGGUGCCCCUCAUCACUGUGUCCAAGUCAAAGAUCCUCCUGGUCCUGUUCUACCCCAUCAACUCCUGUGCCAACCCCUUCCUCUACGCUAUCUUCACCAAGAACUUCCGCAGGGAUUUCUUCAUUCUGCUGAGCAAGUUUGGCUGCUAUGAAAUGCAAGCCCAGACCUAUAGGACAGAAACCUCAUCCACUGCCCACAACUUUCAUCCAAGGAAUGGCCACUGCCCUCCAGUUCCCAGGGCUACCAAUGGUUCCAAUUACACACUUAUCCCCCUAAGCCAUUUAGCCCAGAACUAAAACACACUGUGCAAACGCUUCUGAGUGUUGAAUGACAAUUAAGUCUUGCCUUUGAAGAAUAUGCCAUGGCACAGCUGACAGAGCACUUCUACGUGCUUCAUCUAAUUUAAUCUUCCGGGCACAUCCAUAAGGUAAAUUAGUCAGAAACUAUUAACUCUAUGUGAUUCAUUAGGAAGCUGAAGUAUUAAUAACAACAUUAAUAAUUAAAAUAAUGUAAUGCUACAUCACAUUUGUUUUAUCCUUUAUAAAUGUUCAAAGUGCUUUUGUUCGGGUCAUCUCAGCCGAUCCCUAGAAAAGUCCUAUUAAACAGGCAGAACAGGAAUUAUUCUUGGAGUUUUAUAGAUGAGAAAAACAAGACUCGAAGGGUUAAGUGACUUGUUCAAAAUUGCUUGGCUUACAAGAGGCAGAGCCACAAUUAAGUGUUCUGACUCCCAGGGAACUUCCAAGAGAGGCAGCACAAUACUCAUUCAUUCAUUCAUUCACUCAACGAAUAUCUACUGAGCACCAAUGUGAUGGCUUUGUAAUGUGUCAACUUGAGUAGGCUGAACUACACUUGCCAGAAUUCCCUUUCUUAUAUGCUU